UCACGCCCCACAUCAUCCUAUGCUCAUCCUCACGCCCCACAUCAUCCUAUGCUCAUCUUCACGUUUUCUAUUGCUCCACCCAUUGGAACCAGACUUUAUGUAAAAGUGGGAGUACAAUGGAAUAACAAGGAAUAACAAAGUGUAGUCUCAGCAAGCACAUUACUUUUCCGUUCUGCCUUUUUGGCCCUGUUGUUUUUAUGCGAAUAAAGGUAUACCAUAUAAAACAAAUCAGGACAGCUGAUGGUUUGGUACAAGUUUAUAUUUGCCUAAAGAUAAUUUGUUUGUCCGACAAGGUGGGAUCUUUUUGUGUCGGUAAAAUGUAUUCUGUGAGAAAUGGUGGUGGAAACUCAUUUAUAUGCAAAUAUUGAUAUAAUAACCAUCAUAUCAAAGUAAACCUGGAUUCACAUGAUGAUAUGGUGUGUGGUCCUUCCACUAGGAUUUGGGAAACCAUGCAGUGUAUUAGGUUACCGAUGAAAUAAGUUAUUCUGAACUUCACAGGGUGGUGAAAGUGCAAGGUGAUGAGUUUGAUGCUCCUUUCCAAUAAAUAUUGAGGGUUAUAUUCUGGUGACAGGAUCGAUGCUUGACUGCCGUUCUCGAUUUUAUCAGUAAUAAUCUCAUGUAGAUUAGCCUACCCACACUGUAGAAUAUCUUCCAGCUGUUGGCUAGAGCACAUGUACCAAGACCAGAGUAGGGACAUUUGCUAUUUAACCCAACAGUUUUAGUCAAAAAUACAAUGGAAACACAUUGAACUAUUUAUUUUUAUUCAGUACAUUUAAACUUAAGCACUGAUUUUUAUCUGCAAGUCCGUUUGGUGGAAACACACCACUGGUGAAAAAAUGCACAUGUUUUCUUCAUGCAUAUUUUAGAAUAUUCGCAUGAAAAUAUGUCGCCAAUUGGAUAGAAACCUAGCUGCUGUCACCAUCGAAAUGUUUCAAAUCUGUCUCAGCAGCAUACAUAUUUGAUGCAACAAGGGUAGAAAUAGCUAAUUAAAGCAGAGCUGUUUCAUCAAGGUACAAAUAUCCUGUGCUUUUUCAAUUUGCACACAGGCACAUAUAAACACAGCUUGGCUACAUUGUAACCGUGACGCGGCCAAGGUGCACUCUCAUGGGGCUCAGCCAGGCUGUUUACUUUUGUAACUGAAUGAAAACAACAUUUUGACAAUGUGGUUUAAACCAAUUUAUUUUGGGGAAAUGGUUGGCAAAAAUGCCAAAUGGUGCUAAAUACCUGUAAACAGCUUGGGGAGAAAAGUUAUUUCACAGAUGUAAUAUUAGGCCUAAUGAUUAUUUCUCACUAUCUACUUGUCAGCUACUCAUUGACAGCCCGCCAGCUACCGGACACGCGGUUUCCCGCAAAGGUGGUAGGCUGAUGGAAGGCUACUCAAGUCAGUGGGAGAAUCUCAAGUGUAAACUCCUCACGUCCCCUCUCCUCGCCUCCUUCUCAAAUCGCAUUGGAUGAGAAAGCCAGAGGUCCCGCCCCUCUGACCUUCUCCUCCAAUGAGUUUUGUGAAGGAGGUGAGGAGAGAGGACUCCAGCAAUUUGAGGUUCUCUCAAGAGGCUGCGAUACAGCAAAGCCUUAUCAGACAUGCUCGUGCUCAUCAAGGUUCUUACAGGCAACGUGAAAUGGCAAACUUUGCUCGUGGUGCUGCCUCUCAAUGAUAUGUAACAACACCCUGUGUGCAUCCGACAUGAAACAGUGAUACAAAUGUUCGUUUUUUUAACACCAGUGGUGCAGCGAGUGCUUUCUAACUGCACUGAACCAAAACGGUGGAGCAAGGGAGUGAAGCAUCGGUUUCAAACCUUACUCCCAGCGGCCAGCCUGCUGCAGCUCAACGGGGUGAGGGACGCCUGCUGUAAGUUCCUCCUCAGCCAGCUGGACCCCUCUAACUGCCUGGGCAUCCGCGGCUUCGCAGACACACACUCCUGCAGCGACCUGCUCAAGUCGGCGCACAAGUACGUCCUGCAGCACUUCGUGGAGGUGUCCAAGACCGAGGAGUUCAUGCUGCUGCCGCUGAAACAGGUAUUGGACCUGAUCUCCAGUGACAACCUGAACGUGCCGUCGGAAGAGGAGGUAUACCGGGCCGUGCUGAGCUGGGUCAAACACGACAUUGACGGGCGCAGGCAGCACGUUCCCUGGCUGAUGAAGUGUGUACGCCUGCCCCUACUGCGGAGGGAUUUCCUCAUGAGCAACGUGGACACGGAGCAGUUGGUGCGUCACCACUCGGAGUGCAAGGACCUGCUCAUCGAAGCCCUCAAGUACCACCUGAUGCCCGAGCAGAGAGGCGUGCUGAGCAACAGCCGCACCCGGCCUCGUCGCUGCGAGGGCGCCAGCCCCGUGCUCUUCGCCGUUGGUGGGGGCAGUCUGUUUGCCAUCCACGGCGACUGCGAGGCCUACGACACGCGGACAGACCGCUGGCACAUGGUGGCCUCUAUGUCCACCCGGCGGGCACGGGUGGGCGUGGCGGCCAUAGGAAACAAGCUGUACGCAGUGGGAGGGUAUGACGGUACCUCCGAUCUAGCGACUGUGGAGUCCUACGACCCGGUCACCAACUCCUGGCAAUCCGAGGUUUCCAUGGGGACGCGACGGAGCUGUCUGGGUGUGGCGGUGUUGCACGGCCUCCUGUACGCGGCCGGCGGUUACGACGGAGCUUCCUGCCUCAACAGUGCAGAGCGGUACGACCCUCUGACCAGCACCUGGACCUCCAUCGCUGCCAUGAGCACCCGAAGGAGAUAUGUCCGUGUGGCCACUCUGGAUGGUAGUCUGUAUGCAGUAGGAGGGUAUGACAGUUCCUCACACCUAGCUACAGUGGAGAAAUAUGAACCACAGAGCAACGCGUGGACGGCAAUCGCCAACAUGCUGAGCCGACGCAGCAGUGCCGGGGUGGCUGUGCUGGAGGGCAUGCUCUACGUAGCCGGGGGAAAUGACGGCACCAGCUGCCUGAACUCAGUGGAGCGGUUCAACCCCAAGACCAAUGCCUGGGAGGGCGUGGCGCCCAUGAACAUCCGCAGAAGCACCCAUGACCUUGUGGCCAUGGACGGCUGGCUGUACGCAGUGGGCGGCAACGACGGCAGCUCCAGCCUCAACUCCAUUGAGAAGUACAACCCGCGCAGCAACAAGUGGGUGGCGGCCUCCUGCAUGUUCACGCGACGCAGCAGCGUGGGCGUGGCCGUCCUGGAGCUGCUCAACUUCCCGCCGCCCUCGUCGCCCACGCUCUCCGUGUCCUCCACCAGCCUUUGACACGGGGCUAGGUUCCGGCUGACCUCAGCCCCCGCCUCGGUCACCGCCGCCCCCGCACAGCCAGGCCCAAGCAAGAGACGUAACUGCUCUGUGUGAAGGGGGGGAGGGAGGGAAUGGAGGGGGUGCAGUUAAACAGAGAAGAGGUGUUGAGGUUGGAAGAGCGAAGGAUGGGGAGAGAGAGAGAAACACAGAGGUUGCUGGUGGAUCUUUUGCGGUCUCGUUUCCUGAGGUCUCGCUGUAUUACCGUAAAGAUACCAGCUCCUAGUCUCUUGAAGAACACGGUAGAGUUUUCCUUGGAGAAAGAUAAAAACAAACUAAAAAACAUCCUCCCUUUAUCCCUCUUUCCCUUUGCAAUCCAAUGCUUGAAACACAGUCUCUGAAGACAGUCACUUUGUGUAUCAUGUGUACUGUAAAUGUCACCAUUUUUGCAAUAAUAUAUGGAUAUUGAAAUUAAUUAUUUUAACUAAGGAAUGUAGCUAUAGACUGGUUCUGCCAUGCAUGCUUAUCGUGUCCUGGCCGGCAGGAAUAAAAAUGUAUAGUGCUGCUGAAUGUGUCACACUAGGUGGCAGUAACGGCCAAUGUUGUUUACCGUCCAACCCCACAGACGCACGUGGGGAGGAGGGUGAAGUUACCCCUAGACGCUGAUCUUGGGUCAGUUUAGCAUUUUCCCCACGAAUGGUUAAGGUUAGGAUUGGGGAAGGGGGAGCUGAUCCUAGAUCUGUACCUAGGGGAAACGUCACACUGAAAAAUAGAUCUAUUGAUACUAGAUCUACCGUUACUCGAAACUGUAGAUUUGUUUAAAUCCCUUUUUUUAUAUAAAAAAAAAACAAUUACGUUGAAUUCUAUUUCUUAUUUAUUAAAUGUAAAACAAUCUAUAGCUAAUAUAUUCAGACAAUUUCCAAGAUGCUUUAUGAAAAGCAAAUGGACCACUGCUACAAUUCAAGAGAGACGUAUUGUUUUUAUUUUGUUGCGUUAACUUUGUGCAUAUCAUGGAUGGAAGUGUGUCAUCGAAAAUGUCAAAGUGUGACACUGUUAGUCAUUCAGUUUGUGCUUGAGAGUUGAGUGUAUGAGUGAAGAGAGGAUUGAUAAGGAUGUCUUAAACUGAAGACGAUAUCAGGGUCGUAUUCAUAAAGUAUCUCAGAGGAGGAAUUCUGAUCCCGGAUCAGGUCAUCCCUCUUAUUCUGAAUGAUUUAAAAGGCUACACUGAUUCUAGAUCAGCACUCCUACUCCGAGACGCUUAACACAUACGGGACCCCGGUCAACUGAAAUAUCUCUUUUAUUAUUUGUAAAUGGAAAACAGUUGAAAGAUAAAGGUUUAUUUUUUUCACGCAGUGGUUCAUGUAACCAUGAGAGAAAUUAGCUGAUGCAUUUACAGGUCCUCGUGGAUAUUCUUUUGUGUGUUGGUACCUUGACUGUAAAUGUAAGUCUAUUUUUUGUGUUUGUUUUUUUUAUUGCCAUGUCACGUGCAUGACACCACCAAUGUCAUUAAUCGUUCAUGAGGGCGGCAGGGUAGCCUAGUGGUUAGAGCGUUUGACUAGUAACCGGAAGGUUGCAAGUUCAAAUCCCCGAGCUGAGGUACAAAUCUGUCGUUCUGCCCUUGAACAGGUCGUUCCUAGGCCGUCAUUGAAAAUAAGAAUUUGUUCUUAACUGACUUGCCUAGUUAAAUAAAGGGAAAAUAAAUUAA
Messenger RNA from Oncorhynchus nerka (sockeye salmon), 4918 nucleotides. RefSeq names its product kelch-like protein 17. The record is from RefSeq and is a predicted model, not a curated record. Lineage: Eukaryota; Metazoa; Chordata; Actinopteri; Salmoniformes; Salmonidae. Gene Ontology annotation, molecular function: protein binding. Bases 1702 to 3234 code for a protein of 510 amino acids. The transcript has 10 exons.